Rotaria sp. Silwood1 is the source of this 1497-nucleotide messenger RNA. The record is from the annotation of a GenBank genome assembly. Lineage: Eukaryota; Metazoa; Rotifera; Eurotatoria; Philodinida; Philodinidae.
AUGGAGUUUGAAUCAGGUGACCAGCGUGAUGUUUGUUUCUUUCAAAUCAAGGUUUCUUGCAAUGGCAGUAGACGAAAUUUAAAAGAUCUAUUAACACCAUUUUCUGCUAAUAAUUUCGAAUGGAAAUCAGAAUUGGAAUAUUUAUUAUUGCGUGCAGCGUAUUAUGAUAUUUCACGUAUGAAUUUGCAUGGUCACACGAUAUGUGAUAGUCAUCAUCAGUAUUUAUUGCAAAAAUUUCGUCGAGAUCAUUGUUAUUUGUGCAAAACUGUAUUUGGUUGUAAUAUUAAUUCAACAAAUGAUCUUCGUCGUAUUUCUCGAACUAUAGCAUUUGGUAUUUGGCAAGAUCAUCAGUUGUCAAUUUUUGAUCAAACUAUGUGUGGUUGUUGUCGCAAGAAGCUUGAGAAACAAUAUUAUCAUAAAGAAAUUAUUGAAAAGAGUGAAAAUAUUUUUUCAUGGCUAUAUGAUGAGUACACAAUUUAUACUCCAUCUAUUGCUUCAUCAUCGCCAUAUUCCAUAUAUGAAUUCAAUGAAGAUCCUGAUAUCCAAUCUCAUCAGAGAGAUAGUUUUAGAGAAUUUUUAAUGGUUAAUGGUUAUCAAGAAAGUGUGCAAAUGACAAACUCUUAUCACAAAAUGAUUCAGAAGAAGCAGCAAGAUUUUCGACGUAAAACCAAAAAUAUAUUAUUAUUUAUUUUACAAAUAUUAGCAUCAAAUGAUUUUCUUCAAGUUUGGAAAGAUAUUAUAGAAUCUGAUUUUGAAGAAACUAUGCAGGAUUGUGAACUUGAUGGAAAAUUUGGUAUAGUUAUGAAUUGCAUUGCUGAUGCCUAUAAUGAUGUUAAUCAUUGGAGUACUAGACGUCAGCUUCUAUCAAUUGUUGCUCAAGAUAUUCCAUUGUAUAUAAUCCAACAAUUUAUACCCGAUGUAACAUUAUGGAAGUUAAAUGCAGCUAAACAACAAGCUGUUGCUAAUGGACCAGGUAGUAUUGUUAAAUAUAAUGGAUCAAUAAAAAUACGUUAUACAGAAAGUCAAAUAGCACAUUUCAUUCAAUACAUUCUUUCUCCACAUAUAACAACGGACAUGCCAUUUGGCGAAAAAAAUAUAAAAUUAUCUUCUGGUGAUACAAUUGUUGUUUCAAAUACUAUUCGCAAUUUACUACCAACUCGAAUUAUUCAAGCUUAUAAAGAAUAUUGUAAAGAAUGUGACGAAGAAUUUAAACCAUUGAGUGAUACGUGUCUAUUUGAAAUUUUACAUUGUUGUACUGCUUCUAAUCGAAAGUCUUUACAAGGUCUUGAUUAUUUCGCCUGUGAUGGUUCCAAUGCGUUUGAUAUGCUUACACAUUUAUGUGAUGAAUUAACAACACAUGGUAAUUUCAGAUGACAUUCUAAUAAUAGCAGAGUUAUUAAUUAAAAUAUUUGAAUUUAUUUAUAGAUGUUACUACUUCUAAGAUUAUUGAAUUGAAGAAAGGAUUGCAUGAAUCACGCAAUUGUUUAAAAAAUAACU